This is a messenger RNA of Rhipicephalus sanguineus (brown dog tick), 1887 nucleotides long. RefSeq lists its product as uncharacterized. The coding region runs from base 1 to 1887 and encodes 628 amino acids. Lineage: Eukaryota; Metazoa; Arthropoda; Arachnida; Ixodida; Ixodidae. The transcript has 11 exons. The record is from RefSeq and is a predicted model, not a curated record.
AUGGAGUCCAGGAGCGGACAAGGCAAGCCGCAAGAAGCGACCCACAGAAAGACCAGCCGCAAGUCCAACGUGGCAGCUACAGAAGAACACCGCGACGAGGCGACUCCGCCACGUAGCGACCAGACGCCUGAUUCCCAGAGUAGCAGGGGCAAGCAGCAUGGCGACAGCGUAGCUCCGUUACAGCCACCACGGAACAAGGCAGCCUCGCUGAUGCAACAGCACCGGUCCGUGUGGCGGAACGAGUUCCAGAAACUGCACGACGCCGAGGAGAGGCUCAAGAACGACAUCGUCGACAAGCUCAGGUACAUAUCUUCGACGGGAAUUUCUAGCGACGAUGAGGCAGGCCAGUGCCUUGAGGAUUGGAUUGACUACGAAUUGGGGCGCACGAAAUUCCAGGACAGCGCCGACUCGAGAGUGGAGUGGUUCAGGCGUAUCCUGGCCUGCCGGCUCGGCUUCAUGGACGACCAGGAAGGCGCGGAGGAGGACGGCGGUGGUGCGCAGCCCUCGGAGAACAGCGAGGCCCAGAUGGUGGCCGAGCUGCGGGACGCCCAGAGGGAGACGCGAGAGCUCACCGCCACGCUCGAGCAGCAGUACAGGGAGGCCGACGAGGAGGUGAAACGAGCGUUCGAGGCGUCUCCCCUAAGCAAUACAAGGUUCACUUUCUCACGCAAUGUUGAGGAAGACUUUCAAGCAUCUUGGAAAGGAGACGAGCGAAUGCGCCGCCCUCUUCUGGCCGAACUCAAGCAGAUCGACCACAAGUUCGAGUCAAAGAUCAAGGACAUUGACAAGGCUCACAAACUUGAAGAGGAGCCGGCCGACUGGAGCGCAGACGACUAUGCCGUUGUGAACCACGUGCUCGAGCAAUACCCGAGCAACUUAGGAAAUCGGAGGGCACUGAUAAUGGACUGGCUACGCCGACACUUCAAGAAGCGCUCCAUCUUGGACAUCUCGACGUACAUGACGUGGUGCCAAAAUCAGCGCUACCACCGGGACAAGGUGCAGUCAUGCUUGCAGGAAUGGGAGCGCACACGUGUUCAGUGGCUUGCGAAGGCAAAGCAGGUGAUGAGCACACGGAACGGCCCUGGCACAACGGCUGCGUCUAGUGGUCCACCACAACGGAGGAGGACGGUGCACAACGUCACACUACCACCUGCUCCGUCGCUACAAAAGAAGCCGAACCGUCUGCCACCGAUCGAGCAAGAGCUGAAGGAACAGAGGGCGCCACGUCCGAGGGCGCGUGUUCGCAUUGCACCGGCACCCACCACUAUCUCGUCUUCCUCGGCACCUCCGCUCAGCGCUGUGACCGGCCUCAACAGUACCGCGGCUGCGACUAGAUCCAAGGCUGAGCAGCUCCAACACGCUGAGCGACAGGUCUUGGAGGAGCGGAACCGGGAGUGGCGCUUGCGCUCGCUGUCCACGGUGCGAGAGAUAGAAGUUCUGCGCAUGCGCCGCAAGCAGUCUAUCGCCGUCGCAGGUGUGGACGAAGCGCCCGAAGAACAGGAACUGGCCAAGGUGCAACGAAGGCUCAACCUGGAAAGGGUGAAAUUUCGUCAAGAACUGGCCAUGAAGAAACAGCGUGACCGUUUGAGAGCCGAGCAGAAGAAGCAGGAACAGGCGAGGCUAGAAAAACUCAAAGUACAGGCAAGUGGAUUGUGUUCAACCUGUUCACCUUUUUUUUUUUCUAUAAACUCAUACAUGCACAGUUGCCCUUUUCUUAGUGAAACUGUAAUUGUUCGCAGUGAAUUAUACAGUUCAAGCAAACUGGCUGCGGUUAUCAAAUACUUUUCGAAGCGCUUUCUAACUGCCCUCAACGAAGUGCAGGUAUGGCUUGUACAAAGUACCGUGCGUCCAGCUCGCGUCUCCUACUUCGCUUUCGCUAACGCCUAG